Sorex fumeus (smoky shrew) is the source of this 396-nucleotide messenger RNA. It is a transcript of the gene SMIM35, whose product is annotated as small integral membrane protein 35. Lineage: Eukaryota; Metazoa; Chordata; Mammalia; Eulipotyphla; Soricidae. The record is from RefSeq and is a predicted model, not a curated record.
AUGGCCCCGCAGCCCCCUCCCCUCUCCCUCUGUGGGCCCGACUUUACCAAGGAGCUAGAAGCUAAGCUAAGAGUGUGGGCUGCAAACGAGGAAGUGCCGGUCAGAAUGAGUCACAAACAGAAACUGAGAAUUGACCAGGAGGCAGCCGCAGACUCCAUCAGCACCCUGGGUCUGAUCCUGGGCGUGGGACUGUCCCUGCUGCUCGUGUCCAUCCUGGGCUACAGCCUGGCCAAGUGGUACCAGCGCGGGUACUGCUGGGAAGGGCCCAGCUUUGUCUUCAACUUAUACCAGAUCCGAAACCUGAAGGAACUGGACACGGCCCCCCCCUUCACCAUCAGCGGCCACAUCGGCAGCCCCGACGGCAGCUACAUGAGGUUCUCCGACCGGCUCGUCUGA